Penicillium verhagenii is the source of this 4209-nucleotide messenger RNA. RefSeq names its product putative jumonji family transcription factor. The record is from RefSeq and is a predicted model, not a curated record. Gene Ontology annotation, cellular component: nucleus. NCBI's taxonomy places the organism in Eukaryota, Fungi, Ascomycota, Eurotiomycetes, Eurotiales, Aspergillaceae. Bases 1 to 4209 code for a protein of 1402 amino acids. Gene Ontology annotation, molecular function: histone H3K36 demethylase activity; histone H3K9 demethylase activity. Gene Ontology annotation, biological process: chromatin remodeling. The transcript is spliced from 4 exons.
AUGGCGGCGGUGUUCGAACACUCAAAUCGCGACCCGCUCACCGGCGCUCCGGUAAACUCUGCGUCUAUCACACCCCCACAGAGUGCCAACGGAAAGAAGGAUGUACCUGAAGGGGUACCUUCCGAAUUAUCAGAUCUCGAACUAGAUGCCAAAUCAGCGACCGCACAGAAUGAUGUUCCGAUCAAGAUGGAGGAACUGGAAGAGCCGGAAGCAGAAGAAGAAGUCACGCCCGAUCACUACUAUGGCGGUGGAAAAGUCCCAGUGUUCAAGCCGCCUGCUAAGACAAUGGAUCAAUUUCGUGAUUUCCAAUCGUAUGUCAACAAGAUUGACAAAUAUGGAAUGAAAGCUGGGAUUGUGAAAGUUAUUCCUCCCAAGGAAUGGAUCGACGCCCAAAGGCCGCUGGACGAGCAAGUGAAGUCGAUUCGUGUAAAGAACCCCAUUAUGCAAGAAUUCCAUGGAUCGCACGGCACCUACACCCAAGCCAACAUGGAACGCCAAAGAACCUACAACCUACCCCAAUGGAAAGGUCUCUGCGAGGAAAGCAGUCACCAACCGCCUGCUCGCCGUGGAGAACGACGUCGCAACCAGGAACGGGGAAACCGAGUUGCCACAACUACUCCACGACCCCAGCCUGCUCCUCGCCCAGAAGGUCAGAAGCGCCGACCCGGUCGCCCUCCGAAACGUGCCAACCAAGUCAAGAUCAAAGAGGAGCUUGCAGAUGACGCAGAAAAGUCCAAGUCCGAAGGUCCUCCCACACCUGUAUCGCCUGAGUCAAACCCUGUUGAGACCAAGUGCGAAGAUUUAAGUGAUGGCGAAUCUCUCCCACCUACCAAACCCAAAGGACGACAGCCCAAGUCUGUCACAUCACGACGAAAGAACAACCGCGGAGGUACCGUCGACCACCUUGAUGAGGCAGUUUUCGAGGAGUUUGAUUACCGCAUCCAUGAUCAUGAAGAUUACACUGCUGAAAGAUGUGAAGAACUUGAGACUGCAUAUUGGAAGUCGCUCAUGUACAACAACCCUAUGUACGGUGCGGACAUGCCUGGUUCUCUCUUUGAUGACUCUACUACUUGCUGGAAUGUGGCCAAGUUGCCAAACCUCCUGGAUGUUCUCGGGCAGAACGUUCCCGGUGUCAACACAGCCUAUCUGUAUCUAGGAAUGUGGAAGGCCACAUUUGCUUGGCACCUGGAAGAUGUCGACCUCUACAGUAUCAACUAUAUCCACUUUGGUGCGCCCAAGCAGUGGUACAGCAUCUCUCAGGAGGAUGCCCCACGCUUCGAGGCGGCGAUGCGGAGCAUUUGGUCGAGUGAUGCCAAAAAUUGCGACCAAUUCCUGCGGCACAAGACUUAUCUUGUCUCCCCAAGUCUGCUCAAGUCGCAGUAUGGAAUCACCGUCAAUCGACUGGUUCAUUACGAAGGGGAAUUUGUCAUCACUUUCCCCUACGGAUACCAUUCCGGUUACAACAUUGGAUACAAUUGUGCCGAGUCGGUCAACUUCGCAACUGAAAGAUGGCUGGACUAUGGUCGGAUCGCCAAGAAAUGCAAUUGCGAAGCAGACAGUGUCUGGAUUGACGUCGAUGAGGUUGAACGCAAACUGCGUGGCGAGGCCACUCCCGAAUACUAUGGCGAUUACGAAAGCGGCUUUGAGGGCUGCGAAGGUGCUUCGGAUCUUUUGACCCCUCCACGCAGCGUACCUGAGAAAACCUCCACUCGUGGCCGAAAGAGGAAAGACGCGAGCGACGGGCCGAGAACCAAACGACCUAAGCUCCACCCCGAAGGCCCGCGGAAGCUCCCGUGUUUCCUAUGUCCUAAUGAUCUUGACUACGAGGAGUUGUUACCUACAGAAGAUGGCAAACACAAUGUGCAUCGGCGUUGUGCAGAGUACAUUGAAGAAACCAGCAUUCUUCGAGAUGACUCUGGUAAUGAGGUGGUUUGCGACCUUGACAAUAUUCCCAAGGCUCGCCUGGGUCUCAAAUGUCUUUUCUGUCGUGAGGUUCGUGGCGCCUGCUUCCAGUGCAACUUUGGAAAGUGUACUCGUGCCUAUCAUCCUACCUGUGCCCUUCUAGCGGGUGUUCAGGUUGAGUAUGGUCGCAUUGCCGUGAAUGCCGAUGAUGGAAAGCAAUACGCUUUGCCCAGUGUGGACCUCAAGUGCAAGUUUCAUCGUCAGAAGCGACCCUCCGGUUCGCUGAGAGAGUCGUUUGAUCUUGACCGUAGUGUGAUUGAGGCGGCUCGUCGUGUGGCGCCAACCAAUCUGAUCCAACUCCAGGCUGACAAGGAGAUCAAUGGCGCUAUUGUUUUGCAGAAUCGAAUUGAAGAACGGUCUUUGUUGGUCAAGAUUCUUCCGAGAGGAGACGUAAUUGAGAUGCCAUAUCGCUGGCUGCUCGUGGUGCGCAAAAGCAAUUUCGCGCCCCUUGCGCCGGGAAUUGAGGCCCUCCCGGCCCACUUGGCGCGAAAGCCUGAACAACGAAAGGACCUGGAGGUUGCGGUACCGGUCGCCGGUAGUGUCUUUGGCGACGUCCGAUCUCCCUAUCAGUGGGCCGAAUUCCACACGGUGGAUGCGCAUAAGUUUCAAUUUGCCCCACUCUCUGCGGUUGACUUGUCCAAACCAGAACAGGUGUGGCAUUACCUGGGCACGCAGUCCACCGAGAGUAGGGCACAUUAUACGCACAACCCUAGCGUACUCAUCCACAACCCGCGGGCCAAUUUCCUGGACAGCGUCAAGUCGCUUGGCGUGGCUGGACUCAGUGCUCGUGCAUUGAAGAUCUCACCCCACCAUAAUUCCCAUGCUGUUACCGCCCCUGCCCCUCCUUACCAGGAAAAUCUUUACGCCCAACGCCGACCGCAGAUACAACAUAAACACGAAUCUCCUCCCAACGCCAACCAAACCCCUCACCUACAAUCCCGACCGCCCUCCUCUGCCGCCCCCCUGCAGAGCCUUGCCCCUCCCCCUCAUUCUGCUUCUUCCACCGGUGCUGCUGCUGCUGGUCCUGCGAUGCCGUCGGCCUUUCGAACUUUGCCGAAUCAAUCUGCCCGUCAUGCCCCCUACCCUUCGGUCACCAAAUCGCACGUUCAGCAGCAGCACCACCUUUCCGCCACCAAUACCUUUGCCAAUGUUAGGGAGCUUAUUGCCCGUCGCCGCCUCGCCCAAAUCACCGACCACGCUAAUGUCUUCGCCGGGUAUACCAUCGUCAGCCCCGAAUUGGUGGUAGAAACUUUGUUGGGACCUAUGGGAUCCAUUCCUCCGGCCAAUGGACUCGAGAAACUUGAACUGGCCAUGGCCCAACAGCGGGUGCAGCCACGGGCAGCCGACGGCACUUUGCUACCGCCUCAGACCCUCAACAUGCGAUCUGAGGAGGUAACGCGGCUACUGCACAUGCUUCGAUUCUCCUUGGUCAGCCACCGCGAGCGCUUGGAUGUCAUUCAAAAGAAGGAGUCCGAAGGCAUCAAGAUGGAGACCAUUGAUCGGGGGAUUGUGGCUGCGGCAAAGAUGCCCGGUAAAUACGCUUUCCUGGACCAACAAAGGGAAAUGGCCCCCAAUGUUUAUCAAUCCCCGUACAACAUGCCGUCAGGUCUGUCGGAGUACGCCAAGGUCACAUACGGGUUACUUCCAUCACCGGAUGAGCCACCCAAACCGUCCCUGGCCAAUGAUUUCUUUGCCCGCCUCUCCCCUGAGGACCAAGAGAAGAUCAUGAAAACCUGCGGUAGCUUUGUGCAGCGUACCAUCGACCGCUCAACAAGUCAUAGCCGACACAGUUCGGCUUCAAAUCUCCGGCUGUCAUCGGCACUCGCCCAACAAACGGAAAAUCCGACGAUCGACAUCACGACGGUCGAUGACCCACCCCUGUCCGGCCUAGAUCUGCCUCUUCAUGCCGAUUCCCCAUGCUCUAGUUUCGGUCGGUCGCAUCUGCGGCUCCAGUCACCACAUGACUUCCCAAUCCACGGACCUGAUCCCCAUCCCGAUCAUCACGAUCUAUUUGGGGAUCAGCAAGCCAACACCCGCUUUUGGCAGAACGGGCCAUGGGUUGCUGGCGAUGGCAAUACCCCCAACGAAGAAAACCGACCGUUCUUUGGCCCUCACGAGCGACUCAAGCACGACUAUGCAUCUUCUGACAUCUCCUUGGGCAAAGGGCCGGGCUCAUUACACUCCGUCGAUAUGGCUGGUUUCGGCUUUGACGGUCCUGAUGAUCUCGUCGGCGGACUCAGUCCCUAA